AUGGCUCCUAAUCCCUCCCGCAAGGGCCCAGACCUCAAGAUGACCAUGACCACCAGAGCCAACACCGGUGUUCAGGGAAACGCCGGCAUUCAGAAGAUCACUGCUUCCAAAGGGACCAAGAACGAGAAAGCUUCCAAGGCCGAUUCGAAGGAGAAUAAAUUUAACACCUUCCACCCUUUCGGAACCAGGCUUCCCCGGGAACUUGCAGUCAUGAUCAUCGAGGAGGCGGUCGAAUGCGGUCCUGCCAUUGCUUACGCUGAAUGCAAGAUGGACAAGUACGACUCUCUGAGACUCGCUUUGACUAACGGAAAAGAUGGUAACGCGUCCAAAUUCAAGGAGUUGAUCCGUCUGGCCAAGCUGCUCCCCGACUUCCGGUGCAUCAUUGAGCGCCGCUUCGGACAAUCCUUGGACGAGAACGUCGCGAAGGAUCCGAGACUUGGUAUCCGCAAAGAGAAAGACCUGAUGGUCAUGAAUUUCAAUGGACGAGGAGUCCAGUUCUUGAACUGGAUCACUAUGGCGGUGAUUUCAAUCAAUCGCUCUGAGCUCGCUCCCGGUAUCCGCAACGUGGGCGUUCGGUUCAACGAUGCCAAAUGCGACGGUAUUUCCAUCUGCUACGGUUGCGCAGCUUGUGUCGAUGACAUUGUCCUGAAGAAUUCCUGCGCGUGGGAGCUCGCCUUCUUCUGCCAGAACCUCUCUGACGCCGACGACAUCUUCGUUCUUGUCCUCUUGAGAGGCACAGAUGUUGUGGGCAACAACGUCAACAAGCAUGCGAACCUGAUGAAGACUCUGAUUGCCGACUCCAAGACCAUUCGCGGCCACGCUUCCUUUGAGGACGCCAAUCGAACAUGGGUUGAAGUGAGUCGGCACACCCCGCGUGCCCAUCUGGCCCUGGUUAAGUCUCAUGUUCUUCUACCCGUUCUCUCUCUCUGCAGGGCAGCUCAGAGCAUCAAUGCCAACCAAGUCUCGCGCCUCGUUGGCGCUCAAGCGCGUCGACGCGUGCGCUUUCGCGUCCUUGUUGGCUCUCGCUGGAAGGAUGCUACACUGAAGAUCUGA
Messenger RNA from Colletotrichum graminicola M1.001, 1053 nucleotides. RefSeq lists its product as uncharacterized. The record is from RefSeq and is a predicted model, not a curated record. Bases 1 to 1053 code for a protein of 350 amino acids. NCBI's taxonomy places the organism in Eukaryota, Fungi, Ascomycota, Sordariomycetes, Glomerellales, Glomerellaceae. The transcript is spliced from 2 exons.